ACCAAGGGCCAAAUCGCUGGCCGCGGAUUCGCCAUGGCUACCAAGACAUGGUCCCAUCUGCUUCCGAGUGCAACGAACCGGGACAUGUCGGGAGGAACUGUCCCAAUCGCCAGCGGGAGGGCCAUAUGGCAAAGAAGACGAAGCCUGCGGGAGCAACCAAGUGGUGCUCCGUCCAUAACGCCACUACACACUCCGACGAAGAGUGUUACAACCAAGGAGCCAAGCGACCAGAAAGCACGGGCAAGGCCUUUUCUGCAUGCACACACUGCGUGCACUGCUCAACCCAGUCAAACACACACGCCAAGCCUACCACAAGGGAAACUCCCAAAGAAACAGAGAAGACCGAGAAGGCAGAGAUCGACUUCUCUUACGACGAAGAUGCAUUCAAGGGAGGAUUCAUGUACCAUGCUACAUGCAGCAAGGGAGGCGGAUGCACUUUCACGACAACUGCAACUGAGACGCUGGUGGAUUCUGGAGCUUCUGAGACCAUGUUCGACAACCGCCUCAUCCCGAAUGGACGUCUCGAAGAAGAACGCCCGACGCUCAAGAUCAUCGACGUUGCAGGAGAAAGCCUACUACGAGGCACUACCACUGGGAUCCUACACUGCACCAUCAAAGACGACAAAGAACAGCAACUACCCGUCAAGCUACAAGGUCUCAUCGUGCCAGGACUAGGCCGGAACAUCUUCGCACCAACGGCCCUUCUCAAGAAGGGCCUCCGAUGUGUCCUGGAAGACAAGACCCCACACCUCACCAUCGGCGGAGAAGUCGUCGUUCCUCUGAAACAAGAGACUCAAGACCAAGGCAUGUGCACCCUCGCCAUCACAUUCAAGGGCGAUCCAGCGUCGACAAGCAAGACACCCCCGAAUAACCAAGAACCAGGGCGCAAGCCGAAGAUCGGAAAACCAGAAGCGGUACAGAUCGAUCACACUCUGCACGCGACAUGCUCAGUGGCGAUGAGCGUGAGCGCCGACCUCUGGCACCGGCGCCUCGGCCACAUCAAUCCACGUGCUAUGGAGAUUUUGCGGCGCAACCCCGCCACAGGUGUGAAAUAUGACGGUCCUGUAUUCCCGUGCGACAACUGCCACAUCACGAAGCACAAGAAGGAUCCCGUCCCGAAGAAGACCAGCCGUGUCCUGACCAAACCAGGCCAACUCGUCCAGUUCGACAACAUGGGACCAAUCGACCCGCCUGCGAAGUACCACGGACGCACCUACUCCUAUGUCGCCAAAGCGACCGACGUCUUCACCAGAAUGCGGGAAGUGUACCUACUGCGCGACAGGACCGAAACCACGCAAGCUCUGCACGCCUACAACAUGCAAGUAGCAUCUGAAGGCUACCGCAUCGAGGUUCUACGCUGUGACAAAGGGGGAGAGAACACUGGGGAAGAAAUGCGCAACUACUGUAGGGAGUCUGCGAUCAAGCUGGAAUUCGCCGCGACCAACACGCCCCAAGAAAUCGGAGUGUCAGAAAGGGAUGGCCAGACACUUGCGGCUGUGACUCGAGCUCUACUGCGCGAUGGAGACUUCCCAAAACACAUGUGGGGGGAGCUCAUGAUGACUGCAGCAUACCUGACCAACAGGACCCCACACGCGGCGCUAGGGGGAGCCACGCCGUAUUCCAAGAUGUACAACACAACCCCGGACCUUUCUCGACUUCGUGCCAUCGGCGCCCGCGCGUUCGUUCAUCACGAGCGAUACAAGAAGAAGCUAGACGACCGGGCCUUUGAAGGCAAGCUCUGCGGUUACGGACCUGACAGCAAGACGUACCGGAUCUACGUGGAGGGCAAAGACAAGGUCUACGAGAGCCGGAACGUGACUUUCAUCGAGACUCCACCCAACACCAUCCCCCCUCACCGGUGGGACGACCGUCUCGGAUAUGAACAGGACGUGAUGAACUUCACGUCAUUGCUCGGACGCCGUACCUCUACGGGCGACGAAGACAACAAAGUGGACUACGGAACACAAUCAGAGCUCCUGCUGCACGAGAUGCGCAACAUGCAGCAAGACAACAUCAGCCGAGCAGAACUUCGCCAAAACAACGCGGGCAUGGAUUCCGACAACUACUUUGCUGCUGGGGGAGCUGACAGCAACAACAACCCGCGGACUACGACACCAUCCAGGACAUCGCAGGACACGACACUCGAAUCACCCACGACGCCAACAGACACGGACUCCGCUUCGCCAGCCCCCAUCCCAAUGCGUCGAUUAACGGUGACCCGUCCUGCCACGCGCACUCACCAACCCACAGAUGACCCUAUCGACCCUUCAUGCAUCCCGAAAUCUCUGGAAGUGAACAUGAACGACAGAGGCCGCUCUGCCAUGGCUGUCAGCCACCCCGACCCACUGGAGCUCACCGAGGAUCAACUACUCGAUCUCACCCACCAAGCGCAGCAACGAUGCCCUACUGACGCGGCGGAUUUUGCUCACCUGGAUGAAGACCCCUUCGCCGAAGUCCGGGCGUAUGCUUACGCCAUGGGCACCUCGAGCAAAGGCCGCUUCAAGGCCCGCUUAGUCGCGGGGGGACACCGCCAACGAGCAGGACGACACUUCGGAAGGAACUACGCUCCAGUAACCCGAUUGGGUAGCAUCCGCAUGCUAUUCGCCAUCGCUUGCGAACACGGAUGGGAGGUGUACCAAUUGGACGUGGUAGCUGCAUUCCUGAACGCGUACACCGACAGAGACGUCUACGUCAGGCCGGCGCCAGGCGACGAGGAGAGGGACCCUACGACAGGUGAAAUGAUGGUCUACAAACUGGAGAAAAGUCUGUACGGCCUGUCACAGUCCCCGUCACUGUGGAACGACGCCAUCAAUGACAGACUCAUCAUCUUCGGCUGGCAGCGCACUCGCUCUGACCCCUGUGUCUACAUCUUCGUAAGCGGGGACGAACUCACAAUCCUCGCGAUCUACGUCGAUGACAUCCUCAUCACGGGCGGAAACAAGGAGAUCGUAAGCAGGAAAAAGAAGGAACUCAUGGACAGCUUCGAAAUGACAGACAUGGGAGAGGUCAAGCGCGUAAUCGGCAUCGAAGUGCAGCGGGACUACGAACAUGGCACACUAGCCAUAUCGCAAGGACCCUACGAGAGAGAUAUCCUACAGCGAUACGGAAUGGAACAGGCAAACCCGGUCAGCACCCCCGGGUAUGGAGCAGAACUAUCAACCGAGCAGCCACAAGACCAACUACUCGGACCCGAGGACAAGCAGAGAUUCCAGGCCAUCACCGGGAGUCUCCUGUACCUUGCCCAGUGCACCCGCUACGAUAUGUCAUACGCAGUGCACCAACUGACACGGGCAUGCGCAAACCCAGCACAGGUCCACAUGGCUGCGGCCAAGCACCUACUACGGUACCUACGCGGAACGCCGGACCUGCCGAUCGUGUACAAGAAGGGGCAGUUCAGACUCUCGUGCUUCACUGACUCGUCAUUUGGAGCCAACCCAGACAACGGCAGGUCUACCACCGGAUACCUGUUCUUCCUAGGAGGGGGACUGAUCAGCUACGGAGCCAAGGCACAGACUCUCGCAGCACAGAACACCGUGGAGGCCGAGCUUCAAGCGCUGAGCUUCAGUGCUCGCGAGGCAGUCUACAUCUCCAACUUCAUGACGGAAAUCGGAUUCAAGACCUUUCGAUCGGUACCCAUCAACAGCGACAGCACCGGAGCAUUGACUGUGGCCAGCAACGCGAUGUUCAGCUCUAGAACCAAGCACAUCGCGCUCCGGUUCUUCUUCCUCAGGGAACUCACGAAGGGGCACCGGAUCACUCUUCACCACCAACCUAGUGCCACGAUGUUGGCGGACAUCGCGACGAAACAUCUCCCGAAGCAGCGAUUCGCCACCAUCAUGCAACUCAUCAAGGACUACAAGUGCUAGAACAUAUUAAGCACAAGAUCGCAUAUGGUUGAAUGUUUUGGACGCGUGUAUUGCUCACAGGAUGGAUUCAGUCAUGUGGAGGUCGAUAUUCUUUGAUAUGGAUUGGGAAUCGAGGGGUCGCAAGAAUGGCAGCGAAGUGAAGGUGUUUUGGAACAUCGGCUACUUGCCUAAUCGAGGGGUCGUGUCGAGGAAAACUGUUACAACGUAGUCAGGCACAGUUUACCAUAGGUGCGACUGCGGCAACUAGCCUUCCGUAGACAUAAUACAGAAAGAAGAGAUGGUACUCAGCAGAGAACAUGAGCACAGAGUUGUAGCGGAGAUAAUUUGGCAGGCGAGACUGUAGUUGUUUUAUUGUUCCGAACCCCGAAAUUCCGGUACUCCGGGCCAUUACUCCGGAGACCCUCGGAACCUGCUGUGUUUUUGCUGCUUGUUUUUUGUUUUUGUUUUGUUGUUGAGAUGAGACACAAGCGCGCCUUCGCCCCUUGUGCUCACUCUCAUCUAGCACCCAUCAAAGCCUGACCAGGGAGUCAGUUGAUAAGAAAAUCUAUCUACAUUUCUCUUUCCAGAGCUCGCUCGGGCCUACCGAUCUCACAGCAGUGUAGACCAACCUCUGUGAUAGAGCGGUGACAGCAGUGUAACCUCUGUGGUAGACUACAAAGUCUACGAGCUACAGCAGCACCGCCACCUCCGCUGCUGCAGGACGCCACAUUUUGU
Messenger RNA from Ectocarpus sp. CCAP 1310/34, 4580 nucleotides. The record is from the annotation of a GenBank genome assembly. NCBI's taxonomy places the organism in Eukaryota, Phaeophyceae, Ectocarpales, Ectocarpaceae.